AUGGUCUCACCAGAAGAAAUCGCCGGCAAAUGGCUCCUCAGCCUCUGUAGUCGAAAACCUUCUGUAGAAAGGGAUCAACUCCUCACCCAUCUCGAAAAGAUAAAAUUCGACGAAUUCUUCACUCUGCAUGGAAGAUCACCCGUCUUCAAGACGUACCACGUCGAAGCCGUGCGUAGGUGCCUAGCCAAAGAGCUGAGGGUGGACUAUCCGAUGGCGCGUGCGCUGCUGGAGAAAGAUGAAAUGGGAGACUUGUUUGCUGGCGAGAGGGAUUUGCUGCAGGUUGCAAUCAAGAGGGCAAAGAUUGACCCGGGGUACUUGGGUGAAGACCCGAAGAAGUCGAAUCCUGAGCUAUUGGAGAUGCUCAAGUUGCUUAUGAUUCAUGGAGCAGCGGUGAAUUGCUUUGAUGAUGAGGGGUACUCACCGCUUGUUUAUACCUGUAUGCUGGGAUAUCAGGAGCUCGUCUGCUUCUUGGUCGAGGCUGGAGCGGAUAUUUCGACAGUCCAGCCACGCAGGUCCCCAGAGCAACUUGCCAAGAUACGAAAGGCUGCUAAAGAUGGAAAGACUGUGGGAAAUUUGCCCAAGGAACAAGCCAACCUUCUUCAGGUCACCCUUGACGCUUUGAUCUCGCCGCAGGAGAUCGUCGACAUGACGUGGGUUGGUUGGCCUCCGGGUGUGAAUUUUGACAUACCUUUAUGGGAUCUUGAUAUCGAAACUACCUGGGGCGGGAUCAUUAUGUAUCUCCUCGAAGAGGGACUUUCAUGUCCCAAAGAUGAUCCGGGAUUAGUCAUGAUGCUUCACAUCGCCUGUCGCAAGGGAGCGCUGGAUGUUGUAAAGAAGCUGCUGGCGUAUGGUGCUGCUGCUGAUGUCGCUGGCCCGAGAAUGGUAGAUGGUGGGCAAGGCGAAGGGUCGACCUUUGGAGCGGCGAUGCAUGCUGCAGCCGCGGGCUGUAACAUCGACAUCGCGUUGGCUCUCAUAAAACAUGGCGAAAGUGCGAGUUGUCGUCGGCACUGUAUUUUCAACCGCGGAGGCACCAACAAGGAUAUGACGCCCAUCGAAGUCGCGAUAGCAGCGGGCCCUUAUAGGAGCGAUGAAGACCUUGUCGGCUAUCUGGAAGUGUUCAUGGCACGAGCCAGUGAUCUUCCAGAUUCGGAUUACCAAGCUGUACUGAAACAUUGCGCGCGGAACAAUAAGCUUGAUGCAGCCACCGGGCUUCUUGACAGAGGCAUACGACUAGAUGAAGUACCAACUUGGGUUUCAAGUGUUGAUAUGGCAAAGUUGCUAGUUUCUCACAAUAUCCAGCUUGAUCCUGCGGCCUUGCAAGAGAGAGCGCUGAAGAGAGGACGGUUGAAUCUUUUGCGAUGGUCUGUUGGUGAAUACGGUGCGAAACUACCCGAUGAUCCCAAGUCUUGGGGAGAGAUGGUGACUUGGCUUCUUUCAUCUGGAAAUAUGUACCUUGAGCAGACGAGAUAUCUCAUUACCGAGUACCCAGGUCCGCAUAUCGACAUGGUACUUAUUUCAAGACGACGACUUCAUCGUGAGAAUCUCAAAGCAACGAAGACGAGUUGGCUUUAUACCGCUAUCAUCAAACAUAACCUGCCGGUUGUCAAGAUGUUGCUGGAAGCCGGGGCUGAUGCUAAGUGUCCUGGCUUACAUGCCGAUGCACCUACUUUGAUACGGAAAGGGGGUCGAGGGUCGGUCUGCGGUGUUGAGAAGUGGCUGGAGAUAGUUGGAAUGCUGGAGAAGAAGAUUUCUGGUGAUGAGGGGUGGACUAUGCCUUCUUAUUCUGAGGUGAGGAAGCGUGUUGCGCCGGCUGUCGCGGUUGAGAGACGAGCUUGGGAUGAGAAAGUCGAGAGUAUGGUCAAAAGCAGGCAGGAGGUUCCUCACGCAACUCCGCAGGAAGUAAACGACUUUGUGCCAUCUUCUCCUUUGGUGGCAACCUCUUCAGCAGAGCUGUAUCAGCCUCUGAGCAGCAGUAGCUCCUUUCGACUUCUAGAACUACUCCCAUCGAGUAACCGGACAGACCCUCUUGUUGGACGCCUAGUGGACAGCGAUAUCACUUUCCAGCCCGACUACGAAGCUGUGUCCUACGUCUGGGGAGACAUGACACCAGUCAGAUACAUCAACCUCGGCGACCAAGAUAUCUCAAUCACACCAAACCUCCACUCAGCACUUAUCCAUCUUCGCUCCCCCGACACCGUCCGAACACUCUGGGUCGACGCCCUAUGCAUCAAUCAAUCCGUCCACGGCGAACGAAACCAACAAGUCCGCAUCAUGGGCGACAUUUACAAGUCAGCGCGUCAAGUCGUAGUAUGGCUCGGUGACGCAGCGGAUGAUUCCCACCUUGUGUUCCAACAUCUCAACGACGAGACUAUCCCCGACUCAUUCGACAGUGGCUCACCUCCACCGGAAGAUAAACGCCGUGCUUGGGCCGCGCUUGUCAAAAGACCUUGGUUCUUCCGCACAUGGGUGAUCCAAGAAAUCGCCGUUGCGAAAAGAGCGGUCAUGAUGUGCGGAGAGGAGGAGACGCUUUGGAGGAACGUGGAGAUCAGUUAUAAACCUGACUUUUCGGGUGGUGCGAAGGGACUGUCGACUUCGCGAGGCGGUGAAGGUGAUCAUCCGAUCAGGGGAUUCGAUCCGGAUAGUCAUGUUUGGAGUCUGAGGAUGCUUGGAGUUGGAAGUGAUCCGAUGAGUAUUUUGAGGUAUAGUCGUGUUUGUCAGACUACUGAGAUUCGGGAUAAGAUCUAUGGUAUCUUGGGUUUGUUUGAACCCGGGUUCAUACCCGUUGACUAUGAUCAGCCGGUGGAAGAUAUCUUUCGUCAGUUCACGGAGGCUGUGAUCAAACUCACCAAAGAUCUCAGUAUUCUGGAAAAUAUCGGUGUAAAGCGCAGCUAUCCAGACCUGCCAUCGUGGGUCCCUGAUUUCACGGAUGUUUCGAGUAACAGUCUCCCUGGUGGUAAUUGGUACGCACCGUAUCGCGAAGACGCGGAGGAGAACUACGACGUUCGGUGUGCAGAUGGAACACAGCUCAGCUUUCCUAGGGAACUCCUUGGAAGGGAGUAUCUCCCAGGCUUGACGUUCUCGAAACACGGAAGUUUGACGAUCAGGGGGAAAAUGGUAGAUACGAUUCGGGAGGUUGGGCCGGAACUUGAGGAUGGUGUUGGUCAUGCACCGGGGACUGAGGGCUUUGAAAGGGUGAUGAAGGAGUGGGAAAGUCUUGCUGUGAAGCUGAUACCUGAGUGGAAGGCGGAUGAAUCAUCAGUCAGUAAAGCCUUUGCGACGACACUUACAGCAACUCAUGGCUCUGAGCUUUUCAGCACUGGCGUGGGUUUCACACAAUGGUAUCGACACUGCGGCGCCGGUAUUCUCGAAUCAGCAGAUCCAUCAAUGUUUCUUCGCGAUCACGAGUUCUAUCUCUGGUGGUUAAGCGUCGGGAAAGAUUCAGAAGAGAAGGACCCUGACACAAGCUCGGAAGAGAAGUCAAACGAAGAACCUGAAGUUAUUGGGUAUGAUCUCAGAGAGUUUUCUGAAAUUUUUACCUUUGCGAGCUAUGGUCGAUGUCUUUUCACAAGUGAGAAGGGGUCUUUGGGACUGGCGAGUCCGAGAGCGAAAGCGGGAGAUAGGGUUGUUUAUUUUCCUGGUUCGACUGAGCCGUUUCUGUUGAGGAGGAGGGAGGGCGAGGGUUGGAUGUUGGUCGGCGACUGUUAUUUGUAUGGGCUUGAUGUGGAUAUGUUGUUUCAUGAUGCGGAGCAUUUGGUUGAGGAUUUCGAGAUUUACUAA
Molecule: messenger RNA, 3777 nt
Organism: Fusarium subglutinans
Lineage: Eukaryota; Fungi; Ascomycota; Sordariomycetes; Hypocreales; Nectriaceae
Product: heterokaryon incompatibility het-6
Exons: 1
Coding region: 1-3777 (1258 amino acids)
Molecular function (GO): protein binding
Source: RefSeq, a predicted model, not a curated record